CGUUUUGGCGGGGUGGGCGACGUCUGGGGUCUGAGGUGAAAGCCUUGAGGGGAGCGAGGGGCAGGCAGGCUGCGGGGGGAGCGGCCGCGGAGUGGGAGAUGAGGAGGAUUAGGAGAAAGGGUUAGAAGCCGGGGAGAGGAGUGGGAGAGAAACCCAGGCUGGCUCCGGGAUGAGGUUAGGAAGCCCCGGGCUGGGGAGAGGGAUCCGGGGUCAGGGCUAGGAGCAGGAGGCAAGGCUUGGCAGGUGGGGGGUGCUGGGGUGAGGGGUACCGAGGGCAGAGGAGUUGCAAGUGGAAGACAAGGAGCAGAACCGGGGAGUAGUUGGGAGUAGGGGAGAGAGAGUGAUUAAGAGCCAGACGUGACAAGGGUGUGAACUAGUGCGGAGCCAGGGAUGAGCUGAAGGGCUGGGAUCGGCUGGGGUGGGAUCUGUCGGCAAGGUGUGGGUCCAUAGCUGGGUGGUGGGUGUGAAUUCUGCCAAGUGAGGCAGGCCGAAGGGACCUGGAUUACAACCAGGUGGAGUCAGAAACUGGAGCGGUAGUGAAAAGGCAGGCUUGCAUCGAGCUGGGCGUCAAUAGGACAGUUCUGGAGAACAAGAACAAGCUGGAAGGACGCGAGGAGAAGCACGGCUUGAGUGAUGGUGCCCUGGGACAGGGGGACUGGGGAAUUGUCGAGGGAAGAGGGGGGUUCCUCAAGGCACAGAUAGGGGAGUGCAGGGACCGGCGAAAAGCAGCCUGAGGAGAGGAGCGGGGAGGAGAGGGGCCCUGGGCUUUAGAGGAUGGAGUGGGGAGUGAGGGCAGAGAAACAAGGCUGAGGGGAGCCGGGAGAGUCCUGAUGGGAAGAACCGGGGUGGGCUGCACAGCCGUGGGGACUGAAUGUGCAUUUUGCCCUGAGGUGCCCCAGAAGGUCUGGAAGGGGCAGGGCACAAACGCUGUAGUGAAGAACCCAGUGUGGGGGCCUUUGGUGAAGAAGAUAAGGAACCAUGAGUCUUUGGAUGGGAAGAGACCUUGAAAAGACUUUGGGUUUAUCCUGCAACUUCAGUCAAUAUCCCACCCAAAUCAUCCCAGGUAAUAGAGAAGAAGAAAACCCAGCCAAUGAUUAUGUGAUAAUAUGGAAGAAGAUGGGAAAAAGCUGUUUAAUGGAUUAAGAGAGUGGCGACUGUGCUAAAACAUGGAUAGAUGCAAACAUGUAGGGCGGUUACGGCUCGCCCAGGACCACUCUAUCCUGAACCCUCAGAAAUGGUGCUGUCUGGAGUGCUCCACCACAGAGUCUGCAUGGGCCUGCCUGAAGUGCUCCCACGUGGCCUGCGGCCACUACAUUGAAGACCAUGCACUGAAACACUUUGAAGAGACCGGACACCCGCUGGCCAUGGAGGUCCGGGAUCUCUACGUGUUCUGCUACCUGUGCAAGGACUACGUGCUCAAUGACAACCCCGAGGGGGACCUGAAGCUGCUGAGAAGCUCCCUCCUGGCGGUUCAAGGCCAGAAGCAGGACCAGCCCGCGAGGCGUGGGCGGACGCUGCGGUCCACAGCUGCAGGCGAGGACGUGGUCCUGCCGCAGCGCACUCCUCAGGGACAGCCGCAGAUGCUCACCGCUCUGUGGUACCGGCGCCAGCGCUUGCUGGCCAGGACGCUGCGGCUGUGGUUCGAGAAGAGCUCCAGGGGCCGCGAACAGCUGGAGCAGCGGCGGCGGGAGGAGGCGCUGGAGCGCAAGAAGGAAGCGGCGCGGCAGCGGAGGCGCGAGGUCAAGCGGCGGCUGCUGGAGGAGCUGGCCAGCGCGCCGCCGCGGAAGAGUGCGCGCCUGCUCCUGCACGCGCCCGGACCCGUGGCUGUGCGCCCGGCUACCCUCGCUACCUCCCGGCGCGCGCCCGCGGCUGCCCUCAAGCCCCGCCGUCAGCCGGCGGUGGCCCCGGGUGUCACCGGCCUACGCAACUUGGGCAACACCUGCUACAUGAACUCCAUCCUCCAGGUGCUCAGCCACCUCCAGAAGUUCCGGGAAUGUUUCCUUAACCUCGACCCUUCCACCUCCGAACAUCUGUUUCCCCAAGCGACCAAUGGGAAGGCUCAGCUCUCUGGCAGGCCGGUCACCAGCUCUGCUGCCGAGUUGUCAGUAAGGAGCGACCGGGCCCAGGGCUGUGAACCUCAGGGCCUCUGCUGGAACAGCAGAGCCUCCAUCAGCAGGAGCCUGGAGCUCAUUCAGAACAAGGAACCCAGCUCAAAGCACAUUUCCCUCUGCCACGAACUGCACACCCUCUUCCGAGUCAUGUGGUCUGGGAAGUGGGCGCUGGUGUCGCCCUUUGCCAUGCUUCACUCGGUAUGGAGCCUCAUUCCCGCCUUCCGUGGCUACGACCAGCAGGACGCACAGGAAUUUCUCUGCGAGCUGCUGCACAAGGUGCAGCAGGAGCUUGAGUCUGAGGGCUCCACACGCCGGAUCCUCAUCCCCUUCUCCCAGAGGAAGCUCACCAAACAGGUCUUAAAGGUGGUGAACACCAUAUUUCACGGGCAGCUGCUCAGUCAGGUUACAUGUGUAUCUUGCAAUUAUAAAUCCAAUACCAUUGAGCCCUUUUGGGAUUUGUCCCUGGAAUUCCCUGAACGCUACCACUGCAUAGAGAAGGGGUUUGUCCCUUUGAAUCAGACAGAGUGCUUGCUCACUGAGAUGCUGGCCAAGUUUACGGAGACAGAGGCCCUGGAGGGGAGAAUCUACGCUUGUGACCAGUGUAACAGCAAACGACGGAAAUCUAACCCCAAACCCCUUGUUCUGAGUGAAGCCCGAAAGCAGUUAAUGAUCUACAGACUACCUCAGGUCCUCCGGCUGCACCUUAAAAGGUUCAGGUGGUCUGGCCGUAAUCAUCGUGAGAAGAUUGGGGUCCAUGUCGUCUUUGACCAGGUAUUAACCAUGGAACCUUACUGCUGCAGGGACAUGCUCUCCUCUCUUGACAAAGAGACCUUUGCCUAUGAUCUCUCCGCAGUGGUCAUGCAUCACGGGAAAGGGUUUGGCUCAGGACACUACACAGCCUAUUGCUACAACACAGAGGGAGGUUUCUGGGUCCACUGUAAUGACUCAAAGCUGGAUGUAUGCGGUGUCGAGGAAGUGUGCAAAACCCAGGCCUACAUCCUUUUUUACACUCGAAGAACAGUUCAGGGCAGUGCAAGACUUUCAGAACCCCAACUCCGAGCUCAGGUGCAGUCGAGCGGCAAGGACGAAGGCAGAACGUACACAUUCUCUUGACUGGGAGGCAUGCAUCCAAAUGUCCUUACAUUUUUCCUCGUGGGUAAGAAGGCUUGCCGUAGUAACAGGUUACUGGGUUUGCCUCACUGGGCCUAGAGGAGACAAUGCCAGGUGAUUCCUGCCCUGUCAAAACAUUGGUAGUCACUGUCUUUUGAAAACACUUGGAAAUUCCCUCCUUUCAUAAAACAAAUCUAAAGGAGUAACUU
This is a messenger RNA of Peromyscus leucopus (white-footed mouse), 3430 nucleotides long. RefSeq names its product ubiquitin specific peptidase 49 (gene Usp49). Gene Ontology annotation, biological process: protein deubiquitination. Gene Ontology annotation, molecular function: cysteine-type deubiquitinase activity; zinc ion binding. The record is from RefSeq and is a predicted model, not a curated record. NCBI's taxonomy places the organism in Eukaryota, Metazoa, Chordata, Mammalia, Rodentia, Cricetidae. Bases 1167 to 3224 code for a protein of 685 amino acids. The transcript is spliced from 8 exons. Gene Ontology annotation, cellular component: cytoplasm.